AUGAUGCGACCACCGAUUAUUCUUCUUAAAGAAGGCACUGAAAAUAAGCAAGGGAAGCAACAAAUCAUUUCCAACAUCAAUGCUUGUCAGGUCGUAGCCGACAGUAUUCGUACCACACUGGGCCCUAGAGGAUUGGACAAGUUGAUUGUAGACAGCAAAGGUCAAACUACGAUCUCCAAUGAUGGUGCAACAAUAUUGAAAUUGCUGGAUAUUGUUUUUCCUGCUGCAAAUGUAAUGGUAGACAUUGCUAAGUCUCAAGAUGCUGAAGUAGGCGAUGGCACUACAUCAGUUGUGGUGCUAGCUGCAGAAAUUCUCAAACGAAUGAAGCCUUUUAUCGAGGAUGGAGUUCAUCCGCAAUUACUUAUUCGUGCAAUAACCAAAGCAAGUGAAGAGGCUUUGAAUCACCUUGAGCAGUUAGCCAUAAAAAUUGAAGGUGAAAAGGAAUUAAGGGAAAUGUUGGUCAAGUGUGCAAUGACUACACUCAGUAGCAAACUUGUAAGCCAAGAGCGUGAGUUUUUUGCUGAGAUGGUUGUUGACGCUGUGAACAUUCUUGACGAGUCCCUACCGCUCAACAUGAUUGGAAUCAAGAAAGUUAAUGGAGGAAAUUUGAGUGAGUCACGCCUGGUCAAGGGUGUCGCUUUUCAAAAGGCUUUCAGCUAUGCUGGAUUCGAGAUGCAGCCAAAACAUUACAAGGAUCCACUUAUUGCUUUACUUAAUAUCGAAUUGGAGUUGAAAGCUGAAAAGGACAACGCCGAAAUGCGUCUCACAACGGUCGAGGACUUCCAGGCGGUUGUUGAUGCAGAAUGGAACAUUUUGUAUUCAAAGCUGCAGAAAAUCCACGAAAGUGGUGCAAAGAUAGUGCUAUCAAAACUCCCGAUUGGAGAUGUAGCGACGCAGUGGUUUGCAGACAGGGAUAUGUUUUGUGCGGGGCGCAUACCUCAGGAAGACUUGGACCGUGUUAUGGCUGCGUGUGGCGGAUCAAUAUUGACUACAGUGUCUCAAAUCGACCAAUCGGUACUCGGAAAAUGUACCACGUUCUAUGAGCAACAAGUAGGGAGCGAACGGUACAACUUCUUUGAAGGUUGUUCAAAGGCUCGUGCAUGCACUUUGCUUCUUCGUGGUGGUGCUGAACAGUUUAUUGCCGAAACGGAACGAUCCCUACAUGAUGCCAUUAUGAUUGUUCGCCGUGCCAAGAAAAACGAUUCUGUUGUAGCAGGUGGUGGAGCUAUUGAAAUGGAGCUAUCGCGUCACUUACGUGCUAAAGCGAAGACAAUCCCUGGAAAGGAACAGUUCUUCUGGAGUGCUUACGCCCGCAGUUUCGAAAUCAUUCCGCAACAGCUCUGCUACAAUGCCGGAAUUGAUGCCAUCGAUAUUCUGAACAAGCUGCGACACAGACAUUCGCUAGGAGAAGUUUGGGCCGGAGUUGAUAUCCAUAAAGAAGAAGUCGGUGACAAUCUUGCGGCUUGUAUUUGGGAGCCGAGCAUAGUCAAAAAGAAUGCCAUCAUCGCGGCCACGGAGGCUGUAUGUCUUGUAUUGUCGAUAGAUCAAACUGUGAAGAACGUGCGAACUCCAUCAGGAGGACAAAUGCCUGGGUUACCGGGAAUGCAGGGCUAA
Molecule: messenger RNA, 1614 nt
Organism: Haemonchus placei
Lineage: Eukaryota; Metazoa; Nematoda; Chromadorea; Rhabditida; Trichostrongylidae
Source: the annotation of a GenBank genome assembly